Molecule: messenger RNA, 2073 nt
Organism: Amorphotheca resinae ATCC 22711
Lineage: Eukaryota; Fungi; Ascomycota; Leotiomycetes; Helotiales; Amorphothecaceae
Exons: 15
Coding region: 1-2073 (690 amino acids)
Biological process (GO): monoatomic ion transport; transmembrane transport
Cellular component (GO): membrane
Molecular function (GO): monoatomic ion channel activity
Source: RefSeq, a predicted model, not a curated record
AUGACCCCACCAAAUUCUCCUAUGGUGGAGGCAUCAGCAGUCAAAUUCCCCGAAAUUGGGCCAAAGGAUUCCUUUGUGCAGAUAGUGAAGACUUUAUCAGUUUACUUUAUCGAUGAAAUCGACACGCCGUCCACAUUCGACCAAUUGAGGACAACAUCUGCGGGAAACAAGAUUCGUAUUCUCGUGGAGCACCUCGUUAUGAAUGUCACCAACCCAGCUUUAAUAAAUGCUCUCCUCACUUUGAAAUGGCACUUCUCUAUCCUGGAAGCUGAUGAUCGGGCGCUGAAUGAGACCCGAGCCUCUGCGUGUGAAAUUGUGGCCUGGCGCUUCCUAAGCCGCAUAUCAGAACAGGAUGCGGUCAAUUUCUGUCUUUACGAACUACCCCAGCCAACACACCCAGAGUCCACAGAGGCGGUGGAUGCUGGCGACAAUGUCACGGAAAUUUCGAGCCUCUUACCGCAGUUUCGAGCUCGAGAAUCAAUCAGACCUGGUACUAGUAGUACGAGAGUUGAUCUCCUACGAUCAGUCUCGCAUAUGGGAGACCUCUUUGCACAUGAGAUGGAUGGUGAAGAUGAUGAGGAAGAUCCUACAUCAUCGUUCACUGGACUAAAUGGGCUCGAAAUUGCUGCUGUGGCCGAUUGUAAGAAAUUUCUCAGUCAAAAAAUUGUUCAAAGGGUUAUUACAGGGAUCUGGAAGGGGGAUAUAACAUUCUGGGAGAAACUCAGCGCGAAUACCAAGAAAAAGCCGCAAUUCUACAACAGAAGAUAUUCAGAUGCAUUCACAAGAUUACGAGUACCGAGAUAUAUUAAGGCUUUUGAGGUCCUAUUUUUCGCCACGUUCCUCGUACUUUAUUAUGCCGUCCUUAUUGAGCGGAAUCCCUAUCACAUCACCCCCUUCGAAGUCAUGCUUUACAUUUGGCUUGCUUCCUUCGCCUACGAGGAGCUCGGCGAAUUUAUUGAUGCAGGGUCAAUAUUCUAUGCAGUCGACAUAUGGAAUGGAUGUGAUUUGUUCAUUAUAUUGAUAGGCGCGGUUUUCUUGGUAACAAGGACAAUUGGACUUGUGAAAGAUAGUGACAAGAUCAUUGACAUAUCAUUUGAUAUUCUGUCCUUGGAAGCAUUAUUCAUGGUCCCGAGAAUAUGCUCGCUCUUGAGUUUGCACCCAUACUUUGGCACUCUUAUCCCGUGCUUGAAAGCGAUGGCCAGGGAUUUUGUCAAGUUUAUGGUUGUUGUAGCUGUGCUAUAUAUGGGAUUUCUUACGACUUUCACGCUUCUUGCCCGAGAUACAUUCACCUUAUCGGAAAUGAGCUGGAUUUUGAUCAAGGUCUUUUUUGGAUCUAGCUAUCUAGGAUUCGACAUAAUGAACGACAUCUCGCCGCAACUUGGGCCACCCCUUAUGCUCAUUUUUGUGUGCAUGACCAACAUCCUACUGAUCACAUCCCUGAUCAGCAUUCUAAGUGAUAGCUUUUCCAAAGUCAUUGCUCAUGCCCGAGACGAAUACCUCUUUGUAUACUCAGUCUAUGUUCUUGAGGCAUCCACAAGCAACCGACUCACCCAUUUCUAUCCUCCCUUAAAUCUCUUCCCCUUAAUAUUCAUUCGACCCCUCCGACUCUUCAUAUCCUCAGAGAAACUCCGCAGUAUUCGUAUCGUAGUCCUAAAAAUAACCCAUCUCCCCAUCGUCGCCGCCAUCUUCCUAUUCGAGACUAUCCACGCCCAGAUAAAGGGCGGAGGCGCAUCAACAUUCUCAUCUACCGAACCAAGCUUCCAUCUAGACCCUACCAGAAACAUACGACCACCACGCCCGCGCCCACGGCCCUUCCUAUCAAGCCGCGCCAACACCACCAAAACCUCCCAGCAUUUCCCCACAGGGGACGGACCUUCCAGUCCCAAGAUCCAGACAGGGAAAGAAAUAAAGCAUCCGGGGAUGGUAGUCGUGGAUACUAAUAUCCCGUUGUCUUUGGAAAAGAAGGUGGAUGGCUUGAAUGAGAAGAUUGCGGAGCUGACUGCUUUGAUAAUGGCGCAGCAGGGACUCCCCCCUUCUGAUGACUCGGCGGGAGAAGCAGAAUCCCCAUUAUAG